Molecule: messenger RNA, 2301 nt
Organism: Falco peregrinus (peregrine falcon)
Lineage: Eukaryota; Metazoa; Chordata; Aves; Falconiformes; Falconidae
Gene: SIM2
Product: SIM bHLH transcription factor 2
Exons: 11
Coding region: 1-2301 (766 amino acids)
Biological process (GO): regulation of transcription by RNA polymerase II
Molecular function (GO): RNA polymerase II transcription regulatory region sequence-specific DNA binding; DNA-binding transcription factor activity, RNA polymerase II-specific; protein dimerization activity
Source: RefSeq, a predicted model, not a curated record
AUGAAGGAAAAAUCCAAGAACGCGGCAAAGACUAGACGGGAAAAAGAAAAUGGAGAAUUCUACGAACUGGCCAAACUCCUGCCCCUGCCCUCGGCCAUCACCUCCCAGCUGGACAAGGCGUCCAUCAUUCGCCUCACCACCAGCUACCUGAAAAUGCGAGCCGUCUUCCCCGAAGGUCUGGGCGACGCCUGGGGACAGCCGAGCAGGAUAGGGCCCCUGGAUAACGUGGCCAUGGAGCUGGGAUCCCAUUUGCUUCAGACAUUGGAUGGUUUUGUUUUUGUGGUAGCAUCAGAUGGCAAAAUAAUGUACAUCUCAGAAACAGCAUCUGUACAUCUUGGCUUAUCUCAGGUGGAGCUUACUGGUAAUAGCAUUUAUGAGUACAUACAUCCUUCUGAUCAUGAUGAGAUGACAGCUGUUCUUACUGCUCACCAGCCUCUUCAUCCUCACCUCUUACAAGAAUAUGAAAUUGAGAGAUCAUUCUUCCUGAGAAUGAAGUGUGUCCUAGCCAAGAGGAAUGCAGGAUUGACAUGCAGUGGCUACAAGGUGAUCCAUUGCAGUGGCUAUUUGAAGAUACGGCAGUAUAUGCUAGAUAUGUCUUUGUAUGAUUCCUGUUACCAAAUCGUUGGACUGGUGGCUGUAGGUCAAUCUUUACCUCCCAGUGCAAUCACUGAGAUCAAACUUCACAGUAAUAUGUUUAUGUUCAGAGCAAGUUUGGACUUAAAAUUGAUAUUCCUAGAUUCCAGGGUGACUGAAUUGACUGGAUAUGAGCCCCAAGAUCUCAUAGAAAAAACCCUCUACCACCAUGUUCAUGGCUGUGAUGUGUUCCAUUUACGAUAUGCUCAUCAUCUGUUGCUGGUGAAAGGCCAAGUCACAACCAAGUACUAUCGACUACUGUCCAAGCAUGGAGGCUGGGUUUGGGUACAGAGCUAUGCUACUAUUGUGCAUAACAGCCGUUCAUCACGGCCUCACUGCAUAGUGAGUGUCAAUUAUGUCCUUACAGAUAUUGAGUAUAAGGAACUUCAGUUGUCACUGGACCAGGUUACUAUUUCUAAGUCACAGUUUUCAUGCAGAAACUCAGUAUCUACCUCGCAGGAAACAAGGAAAAUAGUAAAACCCAAAAGUAAUAAAAUGAAGGCAAAACUCAGAACAACGCCUUACCCACAACAGCAAUACAGCUCAUUCCAAACAGACAAACUGGAAUGCAGCCAGGUGGGAAACUGGCGAUCCAGCCCUGCAGUGAAUGCUGCCACCAUUCAAGAACAAAACUUCCAUUCAGAAAACAGUGAACUUUUAUAUGCCCCGUCAUAUAGCUUGCCUUUCUCUUACCAUUAUGGACACUUCCCUGUAGAUUCUCAUGUCUUCAGUAGCAAAAAGCAAAUGCUGCCUUCAAAGUUUGGGCAGUCUCAAGGAGCACCUUGUGAAGUUGCUCGAUUUUUCUUGAGUACGCUGCAGACAAAUGGAGAAUGCCAGUGGCAUUACGCCAACUCCUUGGUACCCAACAGCCAGUCACCAUCCAAAAAUCUUCCUGAGCAGCCAGUGAAUAUCCUUCGACACAAUCUUGCACAGAGUUAUGAAGUGCCCAUAUCAAACAGAAGAUACAGCCAAGAUGCUCUAUCUGACAACUUUACAAGCUGCACAGCACCCAUGCCAGGCAGCAGAUACAAAGAAGAGAUUUAUGAUUCUGGCAUCAUGAAACCCAACAAAAUAGAAACCAGGAUUCAGCCACCUCACCACCUCAUUAAAGAGGAAAACAAGUUAGCUUUUAACAGAGACCUACCAGAAAAAAUGAGCAACAAUGAAAGUUCUUUUUCAAACUCAAUAGCUAACUCCUUGCUGCCAAAAUCAGAAUGUUUUCAGUCUAAAGCUAUAGGACAAUUAAGUCACCUCCUGCCAAUGCCCUCAGUAUAUGAGCAGACAAGAAGGAUUUGUAUGAAAGAACCCAAAUACGGGCACAUUAGUCACCACGCUACAAAUCUAGAUGAACUGGACAACAAUGAGAUGACUGGAAAGCUUGAUCAUGACUCCGAAAGUGAACGUGUGAUGGAUGUGAGAUCCUCUGGACAAGUUCCAUUUGUGCUUCUAAAUUAUCACCAUGUUUUAGCCAAACAUGGUACAUUUCAAUCUUCAUCAUGUACAGCGACAGGACAUGUAGGAGAAAAUUACGGAUACAAUUCUGAAGAAGUAAAUACAUUUAUUUACAAAAACCAAAGCCCCUCAUCAGCUUCUUCUCCAGAAACCCACAAGGAAUCUGCACUACCCCAUUAUAUUGGAACUUCUGUAAUAAUAGCCAAUGGAAGGUGA